AUGAAUGUCGUCGUAUCAUCUGAUCGUUCAUUAUCAAAGCCAAAAAUUAAAGUUGCAUCAGAAGAAGAACGAUCUUUUGAGAAAUUUUCACCAGAAAUAGAUUUUAAAACAGGUAAAUCAAGCAGUUUGACAUAUUUUCGUGUUGCAUUGGUUGGUGAACCUGGUUCAGAGAAAAAUAAUGUUCGUCGAGCUUAUGUUCAAUUAAUGUCAAAUCGGAACAAUCAGUUUAAAGCUGAAAAAGCAUUGAAAGGCGAUAUAUCUGAACGAAUUGAUGUACUCGAUUCAAAUGUUAUCACUGUUCAGGGAUUUCAGCUUGAAUUGAUGUGUGCAGGACGGAUUGAUGAUUUUAAACGAAUUCCAUUGAUGAUCCGAUGUAGUCAUCUGGAUGCUAUCAUUAUUUUUUAUCAUAUCAGUAGCUUGCGACAAUUUGAAAGCAUCCAUCAAAUGUGGGUUCCUACUGUUAGAUGUCUCUAUCGUAAUACACCGUUCAUUAUUUGCGCAACAGGUAUCGAAGCACGGCUACCACGUGAUGUCCGUCAAUUGCUAUUUCGAAAACAGCUUGGUGAUAUUGAAGUUGACACAACGACGAAAUCACCGUAUAAACCAAGAAAUCAAUUUAAAAAAACGGAUAACAAAGAUCCGCGAACAUUUCAAAGCUUAAUUACAACAAAAAUCGGCCAAAGUUUAGCUACGGAACUGAAAGCCUCAUAUUACUGUGAAGUGUCCACUAAAACCUACGAAGGAAUUGAAGAUUUAUUCAACGAUGUUUUAGCUGCAAUUAUAUCGUCGCAGCAAUCAAAAAUUUGUUUGACUCGAAAUCGUGUUGGGAGGCCACGACCAAAAGAUGCUUGUGAAAUUAUGUGA
Messenger RNA from Brugia malayi, 864 nucleotides. RefSeq lists its product as uncharacterized. NCBI's taxonomy places the organism in Eukaryota, Metazoa, Nematoda, Chromadorea, Rhabditida, Onchocercidae. The transcript is spliced from 8 exons. The record is from RefSeq and is a predicted model, not a curated record. Gene Ontology annotation, molecular function: GTP binding; GTPase activity. The coding region runs from base 1 to 864 and encodes 287 amino acids. Gene Ontology annotation, biological process: small GTPase-mediated signal transduction.